AUGGCGCCUCCUAGACCACGAAACGUCGACGACUCCAGAUCCGAAGCCUCCAGUACCGUCACCAACCAGAAAGAAAAGACUGCGUUAGGCCCGUCUGGCGGAUCGGGUGUGGCCAAGGGGAGACGUUUUGCCUCCAAUCUGAACGUCUCUACGACUGCGAACAAGGCUCCUGCGAAUGCCACUGCUGCGGUGGUGGAUGCCGACAGUAAAGACCGAAAUCUCCCAAGGACCGAAUGGAAUACCAUGUCCACAUCCGUCCUGCGCACCUACCGAAUCGCCCAUCGACUAUCUGUACCCUCGGCAUUUAGCCAUCCUCUCGCCGAGCUGACAUACACUUCCUCGGACAUUGCGCUGCGAGCACCCUCCGCCGUCCAGUCCCGCCGGAAGCUGCGUGAGCAGAAACAUCAACGCAAACUUCAGCAAGCAGACAGAAACGGAAAUAUCAGAAGCAUUAAAUCAUCUAAAAAUAAAGACAAGGCAAAACUAAAGGAUACGCAAGCCGAUCCACCAUCGAGUACGGCCACGUCGAUUCCUGAUCCCGGAGCUGAGCAAUCACACCCUUCCUUCUCUCCUUCUGUGGCUUAUCACGGGCCACGUGAACCAUCGACUCACCUAGCCACAGCUGUCCGCAAGCAUUUCAAUGCACAGCAGCUGAGUGAGGCCGACACAAUUGCAAGGUUCAUAUACGUGGUCCAGCAGAACGGCAGAGGAGUAAGCACCGAAGGGUCGGGGGGCGAUGGGACCGGGAAUUUCAUAGGAAGUCAUGGACGCGAGGUUAGAAAAUUGGACGGACCAGGAGGGGAGGUUGGGUUCAGAUUGAGGUUUCGACCUUGA
Capronia epimyces CBS 606.96 is the source of this 834-nucleotide messenger RNA. RefSeq lists its product as uncharacterized. The record is from RefSeq and is a predicted model, not a curated record. NCBI's taxonomy places the organism in Eukaryota, Fungi, Ascomycota, Eurotiomycetes, Chaetothyriales, Herpotrichiellaceae. Gene Ontology annotation, molecular function: protein binding. Bases 1 to 834 code for a protein of 277 amino acids. The transcript is spliced from 2 exons.